Messenger RNA from Symbiodinium sp. CCMP2456, 465 nucleotides. NCBI's taxonomy places the organism in Eukaryota, Dinophyceae, Suessiales, Symbiodiniaceae. The record is from the annotation of a GenBank genome assembly.
AUGAUUAUCAGCCCGGCAGAGGUGGAAAUCUUCUCCGACAACGACACGAAGACCAAGGUGCUGAACUGUGUGCUGCACUCUGCAGAUGUAUCGAACCCAUGCAAAGGGUGGGAGGUCACCCACGACUGGGCAAUGGUCUGCUUGGAGGAGUUCUUCGCUCAGGGCGACCAGGAGAAGGUAUUGGGCAUCCCCGUUCAGUUCUUGAACGACCGUGAUAAGCUCAACAAGCCGAACUCGCAGAUAGGCUUCAUCGAGUUCAUGAUCUCACCUUUCUUCGUUGCACAAAUUCGGUUGUGGCCGAACUUGCAUGAGAUGGGUAGCAACCUGGCGCAGAACAUUACAAACUGGCAGGACAUGUGGGAGAAAGAGGUCAAUCCUGCCGAGGAAGAGAAAUCGAAGGUGAAGGGGCGUGUGGACAAAGUUACACGAGGCAUCAGCGAGGCUAUUGCGCGAGCACCGCUUUGA